AUGUCGCUCGUCACACUUAAACGAAAGGAUGGAGGAGCGCUUAGCUACUCCGCUCUCAGCACGCACAGAGCAGGUCUCUUUAACCUGUUUCGGGACUUCAGCAAGACAUUGGAAACGGAGUUAACUACCUAUAUCAAGGGUCUUAAGCGCAAGUUGGCCAAGGAUGCGUCCAAUGGCGUCAGUGAGAUCAAGACUGGCAAAGAUUCGCUGAUGCUCGAUUUGUACCGGUUUAUGCAGUAA
This is a messenger RNA of Phytophthora infestans T30-4, 240 nucleotides long. RefSeq lists its product as uncharacterized. The coding region runs from base 1 to 240 and encodes 79 amino acids. The transcript is spliced from 2 exons. The record is from RefSeq and is a predicted model, not a curated record. Lineage: Eukaryota; Oomycota; Peronosporomycetes; Peronosporales; Peronosporaceae.